CCUUCUCCGUCAUCCUUCCUCUGACUGCACUCAGUGUACUGCUGCCACAACCUGCGGCACAGGUCGUGGUGUUUUCCAAGUAAACACUCAAUCAAUCGUGCCAAUCAGUUGGCCAUGUGCUCCCGUACUUUGACGUAUGCCGAAUACAAGAGCCAGGGGCAGUCGAAAUAUGUAUGCCGUCGCGGAGAGAGAGAGGGGGAGAGAGAGAGGGAGAGAGAGGGAGAGAGAAAGUAGGUGACAGGUACGGGCCGCCGCCCGCCUGCGGGCACAACCCAAACGUGCCUCCUAAUGUUUUGUCAUUUUGAAAUCUGCAAGCCGUCUUUUGCCAUUGCUCGGUCAGUUUAGCCUCCUUGACUACUGAUCUUGAGCCGGAUACACCGCGCCUCGUGUGCGGUCGUAUGAGACAAGAUCGACCCCCAGACAAUGCUUUUUGAGUGCGUAACCUUUAUUGUUGAAGUGAAGGCUUGCGUAAUUUAUCUGUUGUCACAUCUUUUUCCUCCCGCUGGUCCUGGACUUGGACUUGGACCUGGAAAAAAAGUCUUUUCCCUCUCCGUUGAUGCAAUGAUCCAUUCCGUUCAGUUGUCGCAUUGUCUGGCUUUCUAUCUAGAAAGAAGACCUCAUAGCAAAUUGAAAAAGAAAACCUUUGUUCCUCAGUCCCAUACACCCGCCGUAUCUGACCGUAGCCAUAUCGAACCAAGCUCGUUCUCUCAUUCCCCAGCCAGCUAUGACGCUGGUUGCUAA
Messenger RNA from Colletotrichum destructivum, 741 nucleotides. RefSeq lists its product as uncharacterized. The record is from RefSeq and is a predicted model, not a curated record. The transcript has a single exon. Lineage: Eukaryota; Fungi; Ascomycota; Sordariomycetes; Glomerellales; Glomerellaceae. The coding region runs from base 424 to 741 and encodes 105 amino acids.